Exophiala viscosa is the source of this 1609-nucleotide messenger RNA. RefSeq lists its product as uncharacterized. The transcript has a single exon. Bases 393 to 1127 code for a protein of 244 amino acids. The record is from RefSeq and is a predicted model, not a curated record. Lineage: Eukaryota; Fungi; Ascomycota; Eurotiomycetes; Chaetothyriales; Herpotrichiellaceae.
CCAUUCUGUAUCUCGGUUUCAUCUUCUCCCGAUUCCCGUGUCACAUUUGGAGACGGUCCUGAUGCGAUUGUUCUGUGAGAUGUCGAAGGACAAAUUUGUGUCGUCACCACUUUCUGUGGAUUCCUUUUCCCACCCACUCACAAGAUCGGAUCUGUCUCAGCAUGGAUCUGGGGGAAACAUCACGUCCACAAUCGUAUGGUGUUUGCUAGCAAAGACAUGGUGCAUGUACGAGUCAUGGCUCUGGCGUCUGCUUGGAAGACAAGGCAUCUUGUCACUUGCGUCUCCGUCAUAUGAGCUAACUUUAGCAUGAUUUCAUCGCUUGUUCCUACAGGUAUUCUACGAGUAUAAGACGACCUCACCUCUGUUCUAUUGAUCUGGUUUGAGAUACUACAAUGACCACCAUUUUCAACCCAUCCAUACUACGGGCCUUUUGCAAAUCAAGCAAACCCAGAUCAAUUUUGUCCAUACAUCCUCACGUAUUUGGAAGAAACAUCCACGCCAGCACCUCAUUCAAAAUGCCCGAAGCACUAAAGAAAGGCGAAGUCGACGCCGGCAAUGACCCCGCAGUCACAAAGCAAUUCGACAGUGAAACGCCCAAGGACGUUCAAUUUAAAGAACUCUACGACCUGAUCGACGGCCAGAAGAUCGGUAUGCUUAGCACGUACCGCAAGAACGUCGGCUUCGUGGGCCGAUCCAUGGCCGUUGCCAAACGCUCGGGACCCGACAUUUUGUACCUCACCAACAAGGACUCUCAAAAAUUCGAGGAUUUGAAAUCCAACAGAGAAGUGCAGAUUGUUUUCCAGGACACCAAAACGCAGGAUUGGAUCAGUAUUUCUGGCGAGGCGACGACGGCGAGUAAUGACGAUCCGAGGAUCAAGGAACUUUAUAGUAGUACAGUCAGUGCUUGGUUCGGCGAUCUCAAGGACGGGGUUCAUGAUGGCACGUGGAAGGACCCGAGAAUGAGUUUGAUUGAGGUCAAGUCGAAGCAUAUUGUUUAUUGGAAGAAGGAGGUCAGCACGCUGGGAUUCAUGAAGGAGGUCGGACAGGCGGCAUUGACGGGCAGCGUGGCCCAGACGGGUGCGCAGAGGGAGUUGACUGGGAGUGAUAUUGAGAAGGAGAGGGUCUGAGAAUCAAAGCCGGCGAGGGUGUCUGGAGAAGUAGGGGUGACUCGCCGGCGUCCUCGGAGAGUGACGAUGGAUGCAUCACCAGGAUGGCAUCCUUUCUUUCCGCCGUCGCAUAUUGAAAUACCAUAGUUCUCAGCGAUGAACCAGUUAGCUGGUGUCAAGCAUGUUGUCGCAUAUUUUAAGGAGGUCUCGAUAUUGUUUUUCAGAAUUCUGGAGCAGCUGAAAUACUGCUGAACGUGAUACCGGCAAGGCUCCGAGUGUGCAGAUUAGUCUGCAAGACUGAUAUCCGCUGCGGUCCCACGUGCGACCAAAUGGCUGGACGAAGUGAAGGAAACCAAAACGCCACUCCGGGUCAAAAAGAUCGUUAUUUCGCAGGGGGAAAACACCGAUCUGGUCUAGAGCCUUGGCGGGGCAGCUCGGUACAGUACCUGUAAUUAGGAGACACACGUGACAGGGGUCGAGAGCGUCUUUUUGUUGGUUGGCGG